This is a messenger RNA of Diospyros lotus (date-plum), 1015 nucleotides long. Its product is annotated as phosphopantetheine adenylyltransferase. NCBI's taxonomy places the organism in Eukaryota, Viridiplantae, Streptophyta, Magnoliopsida, Ericales, Ebenaceae. The record is from RefSeq and is a predicted model, not a curated record. Gene Ontology annotation, biological process: coenzyme A biosynthetic process. The transcript is spliced from 6 exons. The coding region runs from base 69 to 515 and encodes 148 amino acids. Gene Ontology annotation, molecular function: pantetheine-phosphate adenylyltransferase activity; dephospho-CoA kinase activity.
GUCAAUAUUAUUAAUAGAGCUUCAGAUUCACCAGAAUCACAACCCUUUCCCUUUUCUCUAACGGGUCAAUGGCGAAAUCGGAGGAUUCAGCCCCAGAUCCCAAGGUUUCCCCACCAAAUACGUACGGAGCCGUUGUCAUCGGAGGCACCUUCGACCGGUUGCACGACGGCCAUCGCCGUUUCCUCAAGGCGGCGGCAGCAGAUUUCGCAAGGGAUCGCAUUGUAGUUGGAGUCUGUGAUGGACCUAUGUUGACCAACAAGAAGUAUUCUGAGCUCAUUCAGCCAAUUGAAAGAAGAAUGGAAAACGUGCAAGAUUACAUCAAGUCUAUCAAGCCGCAGUUGCUAGUGCAAGUUGAGCCUAUUACAGACCCUUAUGGUCCUUCAAUCGUUGAUGAGAAUUUGGAGGCUAUUGUUGUCAGCAAGGAGACUUUACCAGGUGGACUUUCGGUCAAUAAAAGGAGAGCGGAGAGAGGCCUUUCACAGCUAAAGGUUUGUCUUCUGGCUGAUACGUAUUGAAGUUGUAGAUCUGGUUUCUGAAGAGUCUACAGGUGAUAAGUUGAGCUCCACCACAUUGAGGAGGCUUGAAGCUGAGAAGCUCCAGGACCUUCCACUGUGAUAGCGAUAUAAAUAUUGGACUCUUGACAAAAUUCAGAAGUGGCGGUGUUUAUUGUAAGGGGUUGCUGCUUCUGUAUUAUAUGAGGAGAAAGAAAGAGGUCCGUAGCUGUAAGAUGGUGCAAUUAGUGAGAAAGUGUUACAUGCCCAACUGGAAUGAAGCAUUUCCACAUGACAGCUCCUUGAGUUUUCAGCACAAGGAAUUGGAAAUAAAAGCAUACAUAUUUUUCAGCUUAAUUUGUUGUCUCCUACUAAGGGAUCAUUAUAGUUAGCGAGCUUUACAUGUCUACUUUAUUAUCUGUUCUCAUUUUCCUUAAUUUGCCUGUGUUCUCUAAUCUGUCUGAUUUAAAUGGUCAACUAAAUGUCAGUAUCAUAAAUUCUAGCAAAAUUGAUUUUUUCCCCAA